GUGCUGGCCCCGCUGGCAGCUGGCGACCUACUGUGGGUGGCAGCGCUGCCUGCCGUGAGCGAGGAGCUGCUGUUUCGGGGGGCGCUGAUCCCCGCCGUCUAUCCCGACUGGCGUGGCGUGGUGAUUGCCGGCCUGGCCUUUGGCGUGCUGCACAACAGCGGCGGGCGCAACCCCGCCUUUGCCGCCUGGGCCUCGUUGGUGGGUUGCGCCUAUGGCGCCCUCCUACUUGCCACCGGCUCCGUGGCCUGCCCCGCGCUGGCCCACACCCUGGCCAACGUCGCUUCGGCGGCGGUGUGGAAGGCAGCACACGGCAGCGGC
Chlorella variabilis is the source of this 318-nucleotide messenger RNA. RefSeq lists its product as hypothetical. The annotation marks the transcript as partial. Gene Ontology annotation, biological process: CAAX-box protein processing. The transcript has 2 exons. NCBI's taxonomy places the organism in Eukaryota, Viridiplantae, Chlorophyta, Trebouxiophyceae, Chlorellales, Chlorellaceae. Gene Ontology annotation, molecular function: metalloendopeptidase activity. The record is from RefSeq and is a predicted model, not a curated record. Gene Ontology annotation, cellular component: membrane.